Molecule: messenger RNA, 2410 nt
Organism: Onychomys torridus (southern grasshopper mouse)
Lineage: Eukaryota; Metazoa; Chordata; Mammalia; Rodentia; Cricetidae
Gene: Mep1b
Product: meprin A subunit beta
Exons: 16
Coding region: 86-2254 (722 amino acids)
Biological process (GO): proteolysis
Cellular component (GO): membrane
Molecular function (GO): zinc ion binding; metalloendopeptidase activity; protein binding
Source: RefSeq, a predicted model, not a curated record
GUUCCAGUUGAUGAUGUUGCCUCGGGAGAAAUGAAGAGCACAGUUGGACCAGCAGCAAGCAGAGGCAGACAGCUUCAAAUGCCGGAUGAAGCUUGUGAAGACUCUCCGGGGACAGGAUGAACAUGAUGCUGGAAGCCACAGUAUGGAUACCUGGCAUCGGCCUUGGUUCCUGGUUUUUGCCACAUUUCUCCUGGUUUCUGGCUUGCCAGCUCCAGGAAAGUUUGUCAAAGACAUAGAUGAAGGACUCGAUCGAGAUAUAUUCGAUAUCAAUGAAGAUUUGGGACUGGACCUUUUUGAAGGAGACAUCAAGCUUGAGGUACCAGGGAAGAAUUCCAUCAUUGGAGACAACUAUAGAUGGCCGCAUACCAUUCCCUAUGUUCUGGAAGAUAGCUUGGAAAUGAAUGCUAAAGGAGUUAUUCUCAAUGCCUUCGAGCGCUACCGCCUUAAAACAUGCAUUGACUUCAAGCCGUGGUCAGGAGAAGCUAACUAUAUAUCAGUGUUCAAGGAGAGUGGGUGCUGGUCUUCUGUGGGAAACAGGCAUGUUGGGAAGCAACAGCUGUCCAUCGGGGCCAACUGUGACAGAAUAGCCACAGUUCAACACGAGUUCCUCCAUGCCCUGGGAUUCUGGCAUGAGCAGUCACGUGCUGACCGGGAUGACUAUGUCACUAUAGUUAGGGACAGGAUUCUGUCAGGCAGAGAACACAAUUUCAACAUCUACAAUGACAGUGUGUCGGACUCCCUGAACGUUCCCUAUGACUACACUUCGGUAAUGCACUACAGCAAAACAGCUUUCCAGAACGGGACAGAGCCCACCAUCGUCACAAGGAUCUCAGACUUUCAAGAUGUGAUUGGCCAAAGAAUGGACUUCAGUGACUAUGACCUGUUGAAGCUGAACCGGCUGUACAACUGCUCUUCUUCCUUGAGUUUUAUGGACUCCUGCGACUUUGAGUUGGAAAAUAUCUGCGGCAUGAUCCAAAGUUCAGGGGAUAGUGCUGACUGGCAGCGGGUUUCACAGGUCUUUGGGGGCCCAGAGAACGAUCACUCCAAUAUGGGCCAGUGCAAAGAUUCCGGCUUCUUCAUGCAUUUCAACACCAGCUCUGGAAAUGAGGGGGCCACAGCAAUGCUGGAGAGCAGAAUACUGUACCCCAAGAGAGGGUUUCAGUGCUUGGAAUUUUAUCUGUACAACAGUGGGAGUGAAAGGGACCAUGUGAAAAUCUACACCCAGGAGUACACCGCAGCCAGCCCCCAUGGUGUUCUAACCCUCCAGAGAGAAAUAAACGAAAUACCUACCGGGAGCUGGCAGCUUUACUACGUAACAUUGCAAGUGACUGAAAAGUUCCGAGUGGUAUUUGAAGGGCUCAAAGGCCCUGGUUCAUCAUCGGGUGGUCUGUCUAUCGAUGACAUCAAUCUCUCAGAAACCAGGUGUCCUCAUCACAUCUGGCAUAUACAGAAUUUCACACAGCUUCUCGGCAGCCAGAAUGCAAAUGUGCACAGCCCUCCAUUUUAUUCUCCUGAAGGCUACGCUUAUCAGAUUUACUUGAAUCUGAAUUCCUCGACCAAUGUAGGCAUUUAUUUCCACCUGAUCUCUGGUGCCAAUGAUGAUCAAUUACAGUGGCCAUGUCCUUGGCAACAAGCCACAAUGACACUCUUGGAUCAAAAUCCUGACAUCCGAAAGCGUAUGUCCAACCAGCGGAGUAUAACUACAGACCCAACGAUGACUGACGAUAAUGGAACCUAUUUUUGGGACAGGCCUUCCAAGGUGGGAGAGGUGGCUUAUUUCCCUAAUGGAACUCAGUUCAGCAGAGGCAGAGGCUAUGGAACCAGUGCCUUCAUAACCCAUGAAAGGAUGAAGAGCAGGGAGUUCAUCAAAGGAGAUGAUGUUUACAUCCUACUGACUGUUGAAGACAUAUCUUACCUCAACUCUACAUCGAGUGUCCCAGAGCCAGUCCCCACCUCGACUAUCUACAAUGCCUGCUCAGAGGUUGAGUGUCAGAACGGCGGCAUCUGCACUGUCCACGAAAACAGAGCUGAGUGCAAGUGUCCUGCAGGAGAAGACUGGUGGUACAUGGGGAAAAGGUGUGAGAAGAGAGGGUCCACCCAUGACACCAUUGUCAUUGCCGUCUCCUCCACCGUCACCGUGUUUGCUGUGAUGUUGAUCAUCACCCUUGUCAGUGUCUACUGCACCCGGAGGAAAUAUCGCAAGAAGGCUAGUUCAAAUGCAGCCUCGGAUGUCCAAAAUCAAUAUGCCUUUUGAAUAUUAACUCUACCAGACAGUCAGCAAGUGGGAUGAAAAGGACUUUUCGUCAUGGAAGACUAUCUCACCCGAGCUGUAUGACAUUUACCGCAUUCCAAAUCAGACCAUCUCUGUAAAUAGCUGGAUGUAUAAUAAAUCAUUAUUUUGGUAAAAGUC